This is a messenger RNA of Cryptomeria japonica (Japanese cedar), 1975 nucleotides long. RefSeq lists its product as uncharacterized. The transcript is spliced from 2 exons. Gene Ontology annotation, biological process: positive regulation of DNA-templated transcription. The coding region runs from base 313 to 1560 and encodes 415 amino acids. The record is from RefSeq and is a predicted model, not a curated record. NCBI's taxonomy places the organism in Eukaryota, Viridiplantae, Streptophyta, Pinopsida, Cupressales, Cupressaceae. Gene Ontology annotation, cellular component: SWI/SNF complex.
UACACGGAAAUCAGAAAAAUGAAAGUGUUGUUUCCUUGAGAACACGAUGUUAUGUCCCGAAGACUUUCAAACUGGUGAAGAAAACAGCAGAGUUUUACUUGCCCUUCCCUUGUGAUGGCUGGUAACUGCUCUUUCAAUGAAAUCGCGAAAAAUACAAGCACAUCUUCUUUCGAUCCAAUAAUGCCUUUAAGACCUUGCUUUUUACUUGCAGACUAGAUCAGUGCCUUCCAAAAUUGUGCCCUAAACCAAAGUAGAACAGCAGACAGGUCAUACUCAUCUUUAUCUUAAAGUCCAUUUAAAAUCCCACAAAUAAUGAAUGACGAUCUUAAUAGGAGGAUGGAGGAGGCCAAUGCAUUGGCUCAACAACACCAGCAACAACCGCAACCACCAUCUCAGCAGCAGCAGCAGCAACUGUUGCUGCAGCAUCAGCACCAGCAGCAGUUUCUUCUAAUGCAACAACAAUUUCAACAACACCAACAGUCCAUUAACAGAUUUCCUUCAAAUCCUAACAUAGCAAACAAUGAUUCCCACUCGUUACAGCCCAGGAACCCAAUUCUUCAUCACAAUCAUCUGCUUCAACAGCAGCAACAUCAACAGCAACAACAACAUCAGCAGCAGCAGCAGCAGCAACAUCAACAUCAACAUCAACAGCAGCAGCAGCAACAGCAUCAGCAGCAACAGCAUCAUCAACAGCAUCAACAGCAUCAUCAACAACAUCAUCAACAACAUCAACAGAAGUCAAACCCGAGACCGGGAUACCAAGUAGAAUUAGAGAUGGCCCACCAUGAUGCAUGGAAAGUCUGUAACCCUGACAUUAAGCGACCAUUUUCUUCACUUGAAGAUGCUUGUGAAAGGAUUUUGCCUUACCAUGUUGUGGCAGACUACGAAAUUGAAGAUGAUGAUAGACUAUUGGAUUCCGACACAACAGGUCAGGUGUUGUCACGUUUUCAACUUUGGGAGCAGAACCUACUUACCAAAGUUGGUGAACUUAAUGUUGCAUUUGAGAGGCAAAUUCACACUUACAACACCCUGUUAAGGAGGAGAGCUCAAGGAGAUAUGAGAUCAGAGGAAAGGCUAAUGGUAGAGCAAAUCCUACUUCAUGAUGAGAGGCAAAAGCUGAUGGAGACCAGGGCAGAAAUAGAAUCUAGAGAGAAAGCAGGAAGAGAAGCAGCAGAAGCAAAACGGAGGAUAGCUAUAGCCGAACAACAGGCACGGGCUGAAGCACAAGCACAAGCACAUGCAGAAGCAUUGGCCAGGGCAGAGGCAGCGAGAGUAGAGGCAGCUAGAGUGGAAGCUCUUGCGAAAGCAAGAGCUGAAGAGCAACAUGCUGUGCAUGAGCCGUCUAUGCAUGAGCAAGGUGUAAACAUGGAUGAAAUUUUGCAUAACUGGGGUCCUCUCCAGAGGGAAGAUGAUGCUGAACCCUCUGAGGACUUCUUGAAUGAUGAUCAUGAUCAAGAGGCAGGUGAUGAUAGAGGCUUUCAAAAUAUGGAAGUGGCAUCAGGAAACGGAGUGCAUGAUGACUGGAGAGAAGUGGGAGAGCUUGAUUUGAACAUGAGGUGAUAAUCAAUUAAUAGGGGAAAUGAUUGUGUAAUUACAAGUCAAGGAUUUCACUUGGCACUAUAAGUAGAUUGCAAGACAUAUAAUCAAUUAAAAAAAUUCCACAAUCAAAGCUGUCAGAGAAGUAGCAGCUAGAACAAUAUGCAGACAGCAAGUAUUAAAUGAAAUUUAAAUCAUUCUACUUAAUCAAUGAAAGAUCAUAUUUUGUGAUUUUUAUCUGCAAAUGCCAAUCCAAUGCAGGUGAGAAACAUUAAUGCUCACAAAUUUGUACGACUAUCUUGCAACAAAUAAAUAUUUGGCAAAAUGUUGGAUUUUCAGUAAUUAGAUAAUUGGAAUCUGAUCUUCAACAAUCUGUAACUCACUCUGCCAGGAUUUUAUGACCAUAAAUGCUGCCUUAAGGGGACAAUACUUGCACAUU